Closterium sp. Naga37s-1 is the source of this 4752-nucleotide messenger RNA. NCBI's taxonomy places the organism in Eukaryota, Viridiplantae, Streptophyta, Zygnematophyceae, Desmidiales, Closteriaceae. The record is from the annotation of a GenBank genome assembly.
AUGGCUGGAAAGACUGUGAGGGAAGGGGAGCGACCGGGCGGAUUGAGUUUUGGAAAUGUGGGGGUGUUAAGGGCUGAACUAGAUGUUUUGCGUGGUGGUGAGGAAGUCGUGAGGGGUGGAAGAGGCCGGGGAAGGGACGGAAAAGGGAGUGUGAGAGGUGGAAGAGGGGGAGUAAGGGGUGGAAGCGGGAGGAGGAAGCAUGGGGGAGAGGAGAGGGAGGGGCGGAGAGGAGGGAAGGUGGGGGUGGGAGGGUUGAGCCCCGAAGAACUUGGACUGGCCAAGAUGAGAGGGGUGGAAGAGUGGUUGAGUCACUGCUCGGUUCUGAGGGGUUGGGAGAGGUGUGAGGAGGCCGGAGAGGAAGAGGGAGGAGAGGGAGGGGUGGGAGGCGAAGGGGAGGGAUCAGGCGAGAGGAAGGAGGGGAAGCAGAAGGGGGGAACUGGACAGAUGAUUGAGAAGAUGGUGAUUUUCGCACACCACCACGUGGUGAUGGACGCCCUACAGGCUGCUGUCUACCGCAUUGCUGCUGCCAGCAUUCUGCGGGGCGGGGAUGCGGAGGAGGGGAAAGCUGAGGCCGGAGGGAGUGAGGAGGGGGCGGAGGCUGAGGAGGUGGAGGGGAGUGCGAUGGCAGAGGGAGAGGAAGAGGAAGGAGUGGUCGAGAUUGGAGGUGGGGAUGCGGGGAGCAGGGGAAGGAGGUACGGCGACCCUGCCGAGCCUGCGUGCUGUACCAAGUCUGCCGAACCUUCCAAGCAUGCCAAAGCUGCUAUGCAGUUCGAGUUGGUUCGGGUGGACGGCACCACGCCUCCUCUGGAGCGGGCCGAGGCUGUCAAGCGGUUCGCCACUGAACCUCAGGUCCGGGUGGCCAUAGUGGGCGUGACGGCGGGCGGCGUGGGCUUGGACUUUAGUGCGGCGCAGACGAUUGUGUUUGCGGAGAUCCCAAGGGCGGCAGCAGAUCUGCUGCAGGCAGAGGACAGGGCGCACAGGCGGGGGCAGAGGUUCCCUGUCAACGUGGUGGUGUUCUGUGCUAAGGUGAGUGAUACUUUUGCUUCCUGCCUCAAGGUAGUGAGUGGCAUAUCGGUGGUUUGUUGCUACGCAGAGGACAGGGCGCACAGGCGGGGGCAGAGGUUCCCUGUGAACGUGGUGGUGUUCUGUGCUAAGGACUCUCGGGAUGAGACGGCGUGGCAGAGGCUGUGUCGGAGUGCAGAGCGCGUGUCUGCUGCUGUGGAUGGGGGGAAACGGCAGGAGGGAGGGUUGAUAGUAGACAGUGUUGUUGACGGGUCUGCUGUGAAACGAGGGAGGACGGAGAGAGGGGUGGGGGGAGUGGGUAGGCAGGAGGGGCGACUGUUAGUGGAUAGCUUUGCUGACGUGGCUGCUGUGGAUGGGGGGAAGCAGCAGGAGAGAGGGUUGAUAGUAGACAGUGUUGUUGACGGAUCUGCUGUGAAACGAAAAAGGACGGAGAAGGGGACGGAAAGAGACGAACCAGGAGAGAGAAGCAAGAGGGAGGAGGAUAGGGAAGCAGAGGAGGGCAUGGGUGGUAAGGAGAGCAAGGAAGCAAAUGUCAAGUUGAACAGGCCACCAGGGGAAGACAUGUGCGGCUAUUAUCGUGGCACCACUUGUGUUGAUAGCGGUGGGCAAGUGGGAUACAGCGGAGACCAAGUCACCGGUCAAAUGGAACGGAACUAUGCACAGGGAGAUCUGACGCAGUCAAAUCACUGUUGUGCAGACUCCAGGGGGGGCAGGGUGGAGGAGGAAGAGGAGGCGGAGGAGGAGGCAGAUGGACCGGAAUGGGCGCAGAUUAAACCAGAUGACCUGCGAUUCGAGCUCGUGGAUUCAGAGGAUCGCAUGCCGCCAAUCCUGCGGCGACACGUGGCGCUUCGAGAGGCCGCCAGGUCAUUCGUCAGCGAGUGGGGGGCGCUGAAGCCGCAGCACCGGAGGAAGCUGCUUGGAAGGAUCCUGGCGCUUCCUGUGGCGGAGGAGCUGGAGCGAGUGCUGUUCCCCCUUCCCUUCAGUGACGUCAUGGGCAUGGCAGGGACGUGUGGCAGCAAGAAGAGGUGGGCAACGAGAGGGGAUAUACUCGCUGGUGCUAGAGAGGGAAAGGGAGUGGGUGGUGGAAGCACAGGUGGGUCAGGAGGAACAGCCGGAGGGCCAUCAGCGGAUGGAGGAGGAAGAGGAGUGGUGGUGGAGAGGGAAAUGAGGGCGGUGAGGGUGCAUGGGCGGGGCACUCACAUGCGAACAGAGUGGCAGCUGUGGGGCCUACUGGCUGCUGGUGCUGCUGGUGAUGGGGCAGAGGAAGGGGAAGGGGUAAGAAUGGAGACUGGAGAAGCAGCAGCUGCAGGGGCAGGGGCAGGGGCAGGGGCAGAGGCAGGGGCAGAGGCAGAGGCAGGGGCAGGGGCAGAGGCAGGGGCAGAGGCAGAGGCAGGGGCAGGGGCAGAGGCAGGGGCAGAGGCAGAGGCAGGGGCAGGGGCAGAGGCAGGGGCAGAGGCAGAGGCAGGGGCAGGGGCAGAGGCAGGGGCAGAGGCAGGGGCAGAGGCAGAGGCAGAGGCAGAGGCAGAGGCAGGGGCAGAGGCAGGGGCAGAGGCAGGGGCAGAGGCAGGGGCAGAGGCAGAGGCAGGGGCAGAGGCAGGGGCAGAGGCAGGGGCAGAGGCAGGGGCAGGGGCAGGGGCAGAGGAAGCAGAAGCAGGUCGUGCAAGCAUUGACCACUUGCAAACUGCCACUUCUGGUCCAGAUCGGCCCAUGCAGCAAGGGCGCCAACAGUGCCACGCCAUCUCUUCUGCUCCGACUCCUGCUUUUCCACCUACCGCCUACCUCCGCCUCACCCUCCCCUCUCUCCCUUCCCAUGUGAAUGUGCCUCUCACCAGGACUCAAGCAGCCAGAGCACCCACGGUAAGAUGUCCCCUCUGCUUCUCUCCCUUGCAUUUGGUUUUUCAAAAGUCGCCAUCGUCCCCCCCUCCUCUUACCUCUCUUUCGUCCCCCCCCCUCCCUUACCUCACUUUCGUGCACGUCCCUCAAUCUCGGCCAGUCUCUCGUCUCUCUUCCUCCCCAAGCCAUUGGGUUCUGUCUUUCCUCCUCUGCACUGUCACUCCCGCCACGGCUUUGCCUCCUGCUGACUGCUCUGGUCUCUCCCAUUCGCUCCCCCCCUCCCCUGUCCCACCACCUCAGGAGCUGUUUUCCCUCGAGCGUGGUGUGUGUGUGACAUGCAAUCUGGACUGCCACGCUCUCAUCUCGGCCAUCAGGGUGCUGCCCCCUGCUGAUCGCCGUCGGGUGAUCCUGCACUGGGCGCCCCACUUUGCCAAGUACCCCAAGCUGCUGCAGCGACUGGUGGACCUACCCACGGAGGGCAACGCAUGGCACGCAGACCAUAAAGUGGCCGUGGUGGAGGGGGGCGGCGAGUGCGGAGUGGAGAAUCUGCGCACGCUCUGUGUGGCGUGCCACCUGUCGCACACUAACUUCCAAAAGCGCCAGUGGGCUGAGGAGAGGCGGAGAGCGAGGGCUGCUUUGGCUGUAUUGGAGGCUAAGAAGAGGGGAGAGGAGGGAGGAGGGGAGAGUGGAGAGGGAGGGGAAGGGGGUGGGAAGAAGGGAGGUGGGAAGAAACGGGGUGAGAAGAAGACUGGUGGUGGUUUGGGUGUGGGCAAGGGGGGUGUGAAAGGGAGGAAGAGGAGGAGAGAGGAGGAGGAGGGUGAGGGGGAUGGAGAGGGAGGGAAGCCAGUACAGGAGAGAGGAAGGAGGUGCAUCGAAGGAAGGAGGAAUCAGGGAGAGGGAGGUGCAGGGAUGAUAGGUGAUGGUGGGGUGAGGAAGGAAGGACGGGAGAGGGAAGAAGAAGGGCUCGCAGGUGGUGACAGGUUCAAAGGCGAAGGUUGGGAGAUGGAAGAGGAGGCCCAGAGGGAGCAGGAAGGGAGCAGGAAGGUGGCAGCAGAGUGUGUCAAACCAGGAGGAGGGUUGACGGUUUUCGACUUCUUUAAGCGAGUGGAAGGUGGUGGUGACUUGAGAGGUGCUGACAGGCUGAGAAGACGUGUAGAUUCAGGAAAGUCAAGCGAGGCAAGAAAGUCAAGAGAGUCAAUAAGACAGUUGAAAUGUUCAAGAGGGCGAGAAGGAGGAAGUACAGGUGAAGGAUUGGGAGGACGUGAGGGAUCAAGGCUGGAGAGACAGUCAGGAGUGAUAGGUGGAGGGGCUGUUGCGGGACACGGUGGCACUGGGGCGGCAGAAUGCAGCAGUGGGGCGGCAAGUGGGGCGGCAGGAGGCAGCAGUGGGGCGGCAGGGGGGGAGGCUACAGCGGCAGGAAGCGAUGCUGCAGGGGUAAGCUUGCGUCCGCCCAGGGAAACUCUGGGUCUGCUGAGCGAGGAUGCGGAGAUGGAUGCCUUGCGGUGGCUCUUCCGACCAGUCGUUAAUGCUGAUGCUCAAGAGGGGGAGGACGGUGAGGAGAGCGAGGACGCUGGAGGCAAGGGAAAUUUGGGAAGCAAGUUAGCUUUAGGAAGCAGCGGAGGUUUGAGAAAGGAAGGAUCGGUAAGUGUCAGACUGGGUGAGGAGUGGAGGGCAGUGGGAAAGGAAGUGAGGCUUGGGGAGGACGUGGAUGAUCACGUGGCAGAUGUGGCAGAUGAUGUGGCACAUAUGGCAGACGUGGCAGAGGAUAAGGAGGAGGAGAGAGACACUGCUGCACAGAAGGAGAUCAACAGAGGGGGUGCUGGUGCUCUCACAGGCGCACACGAGGAGAUGAGAGGAGGAGGAGGAGCAGGAGAAGGAGACAAGAAGCAGCAGUAG